This is a messenger RNA of Lepus europaeus (European hare), 5361 nucleotides long. RefSeq names its product zinc finger protein 16 (gene ZNF16). Gene Ontology annotation, molecular function: DNA-binding transcription factor activity; RNA polymerase II cis-regulatory region sequence-specific DNA binding. The record is from RefSeq and is a predicted model, not a curated record. Gene Ontology annotation, biological process: regulation of transcription by RNA polymerase II. Lineage: Eukaryota; Metazoa; Chordata; Mammalia; Lagomorpha; Leporidae. Bases 1 to 1968 code for a protein of 655 amino acids. The transcript is spliced from 3 exons.
AUGCCCUCCAGGUUUGUCCAUGAGGCCACAGUGAGCGCCUGCGCCGCUCCGACGGGGCGGGGCCACGGCCGGAAGUGGGCGGGACGUGCGGGGGUCAGUCGCCCCGCAGAUCCGCUUUCUGGCUGCGCGACCCCGGGUGCAGAUUAUGUCACCAGGAUUGAGAAGAAGGAGUGUGUUCAGAAGGAAGACAUGGCUGAGGAUCUGGAAUUAGAGGUAGAAAUGUCAGAAAACUGUGCUGGCGAUAUCUCCCAGUCACCUGGGCUUGCAGAAGUCUGUGAUGACGUAUUAGCAAGAGACUGGGGAGUCCCUGAAGGAGAGAGGCUGGUGCAGUCCUCGUGCCAGGAUGGGGACUUCACACCAGCCCAAGUUCUGUUUAAAAGCUCCUUAGAGGGAAAAGACCUGGACUGCAGAGGUUUGGGCAGAAGCUUCAGUCUGAGCCCAACACCAAGGUCCUAUCAUCAGGGGGUUCCUGCAGAAGAAAUGCCGCACCCAGAUGAUUUGUGUGGUCAGAGCCUCCAGCCCAGCAUGGACCGACCUGGCCCUGAGGGGGUCACCACAGCUGAAAGCCCCCUCAUAUGUAAUGAGUGUGGAGAAACCUUCAGCAGAAACCCUGACCUUAUUCAGCAUCAGACAGGCCACACUGGGGAGAAGUCCCUGAUGUGUAGUGAAUGUGGGAAGUACUCCAGCCAGUCUCGCAGGAGAGAGAAAGCUCAUGAGCGCAGCACGUGUGGGAAAGCCUCCCCUGAGCACACAGACCUGGCCAGGCAUCCGAUUCACCAUGGUGGUGAGAAGCCUUAUGUGUGCAAUGAAUGUGGAAAGGCCUUCAGCCAGAACUCAAGCCUUAAGAAGCACCAGAAGUCUCACAUGAGCGAAAAGCCAUACGAGUGCAAUGACUGUGGAAAGGCUUUUAGACGGAGCUCAAACCUCAUUCAACACCAGAGAAUCCACUCGGGGGAGAAACCUUAUGUGUGCACUGAAUGUGGGAAGGCCUUCAGGCGGAGUUCAAACCUCAUUAAACACCACAGGAUUCACACAGGGGAGAAGCCUUUUGAGUGUAGUGAGUGUGGGAAGACCUUUAGCCAGAGUGCACACCUGAGGAAGCAUCAGAGGAUUCACACUGGAGAGAAACCUUACGAGUGUCAUGACUGUGGCAAACCAUUCAGUCGUAUCUCCAACCUCAUUAAGCACCACAGGGUUCACACUGGAGAGAAACCAUAUAAGUGCAGUGACUGUGGGAAAGCAUUUAGUCAGAGCUCCAGCCUUAUUCAACAUCGCAGAAUCCACACUGGAGAAAAACCUCACGUAUGUAAUGUGUGUGGAAAAGCCUUUAGUUACAGCUCUGUUCUCAGAAAGCACCAGAUAAUCCACACAGGAGAGAAGCCGUACGAAUGUAGCACCUGUGGGAAAGCCUUCAGCCACAGCUCAGCCCUCAUUCAGCAUCAGGGCGUGCACACGGGUGACAAGCCCUACGAGUGUCGUGAGUGUGGGAAGACCUUCGGUCGCAGCUCCAACCUCAUUCUUCACCAGCGAGUCCACACGGGAGAGAAACCCUAUGAAUGCACAGAGUGUGGGAAGACCUUCAGCCAGAGCUCAACCCUCAUUCAGCAUCAGAGGAUUCAUAAUGGGUUGAAACCCCAUGAAUGUAACCGGUGUGGUAAAGCCUUCAACCGAAGCUCCAAUCUCAUUCACCACCAGAAAGUUCACACGGGGGAGAAACCUUACACGUGUGUUGAAUGUGGCAAAGGCUUUAGCCAGAGCUCGCACCUCAUUCAACAUCAGAUAAUCCACACUGGCGAAAGGCCCUAUAAAUGCACGGAGUGUGGGAAAGCCUUCAGCCAGCGGUCAGUCCUCAUCCAGCAUCAGAGGAUUCACACUGGGGUGAAACCCUACGACUGCACUACUUGCGGGAAAGCCUUCAGCCAGCGGUCAAAGUUGAUUAAACACCAGUUGAUCCAUACCAGGAAUUAGCCCACUGAGGUGGUGGGAGUGAAACCGUGCCUGGUUUCCUCGCUGACUCCCCUGACUGUUGCAGCCUCUGCUGUUUCCCAGACCUGAAGCCUGGCCUGAGCUCUUCACCCUGUGCGCAGAUAACCAGAAAGCCUGGGGCCCUCCCCUGAGUCAUCCUGUGCAGGUCUCCUUCCCAAUGCCAUUGCUCCUGCCUCAUGUGACCUGUUUUUGCACUAUGUGAGCAGAAUGACAUCGGUUAGAAGGUAAAAUGUAAUGGAGGCUUUUAUUAUUGCAACCAAAAGUUACCAAAAAAGUAAAGUAACAUUUGGAUUCUGAUAACCACAGUAAUCCUUUUAUUUAGUAACUGGUCAUAAGGGGUGAGUUCUUUUCAGUGGCUAUAAUUUAUAUUGUUUCUAUAAAAUCAAGUUUAUAGUUUUUCAGGUUUGAUUCUUGUGUCAUCCUCCCCAGAUAACCCAAUCCCUUCCCCUCCCAUUCCAUAACUUGGCGCCAGGACCCCCCACUGCCAUGUGUGCCUUUGAGCAUACCUGUAGUCUGAGGUCAGCUUUCUCCUCCUCUCGGCUCUAAUGUGGCUUGGGUCCCCUGGCCCCUCUUUGCUGCACAAUUCCCUGUGGCAUUUUCCCAGCUUCCAGUUUCCAUUCCUCAUGGUGCAGGAUCCUCAGAGGCAGCUCUCUCUGUACCUCAUUUUCUCCCCCACAAGCUUCCAGGCUGUCUUUUCCCACAUGCAUUUGUCACUGGACAUUUACACCUCCUUGGUGUCUUGCCUAGGGUGCCCAGCUCCCCCACUCCUGUCCUCAGUUUCCCAAAGCUGUUCUCUUGCUCUCUGAACAGGGGAAGCUGAGCUCAGAUGCAACGCAUGUAUCCCAGAGAUAUCAACCUGGGAAUGUCACAGGACAGUUAAAAAAAACUGCAACCCACAGAACAAUCCUGACUCAACAUGUCUUUCAGUAAACAGUUUUCUUGGCACACAGCCAUACCCAUUUGUUUAGCUACCUAGUGGCUUUUGCAGGAUAGACUUCAGCAGUUGCAAUAGAGACCACAUGGCCCAUAAAACUGGAGUGUUUGCUUUCUGGCCUCUGCAGGAGAAACUUGCUGACCCUGACUUAACCUGCAGCUCUGUGAUCUUAGGUGGCUCAUGGCCUAGAUUUCCCCAGGGCACAGCUUGUGCAAAGUGUGUUUUGUGUUCUGCUGAGGUGACUGCAUGGGCCAUUCUGUAGCCACAGAGGACCCUAGUCCUCCUUACCCAUAAAGUCCUUGGGAGAGAUGCAGAACCUGUGUUUUUAUUGCAGCUGAGUUUUGUGAAGAGUAAAAGAACUGGAGUUUGCACUCAACAGAAUCACUAGGAGAGCUGGAGAAGUAGACCUCAGGCUAAGCUUCCAGGACAGAUUUCAGAACCAUCUCACAAAACCCCACUGCUUUGCUGUGACCUGGGCUGGUAAGCAGAUGCCACACUGCCCUGUUUUCAAUGCAAGUCUUGAUCGAUCUGAGCCCUAGAACCCAGUCCUGUUUCCCUGCUAGCAGCAAGUGUGGCUUCCAUGGUGGAAAGGCUAUAGAGAGCUACUAAAAUGGGGAGGUUUCAUGACAUUUCGGGCUAUCACAAAUGACAGACACCCACUAUGGCCUACAUUUUGUAAUCUGGAAAGCCUGAAAUAGUUUCAUGAAGGAAAAUACCCACAUCCUUUCACUCAGAUUCCCCAAUUAACAUUUUGCCACACCUGUAAUCGUCUUCUCUUGCCUCCCUGUCUGCAGGUAGACACCGACAUUUUCCCCAACAAAGUAAGCUACAGACAGGAUCCAUCUUCACCCCAGAUAACUCCAGUAUGUGCUUCCUAAGUUUUCUUAGUACUACCACAGCACUGUCAUCAAAUAAAGUGAAUGCUGAGGCAGGCAUUGUGGUGCACUGGGUUAAGCUGCCACUUGGGAUUCUAGCAACCCGUAUCCAUGCCAGUUCAAAUCCCAGCUACACCACUUCUAAUCCAACUCCCUGCUGAUGCACCUAGGAAAGCUGCAACAGAAGGCUGGCCCAAGUCCUUCGGCCCCUGCACCCUCGUGGGAAACACAGGUGGAGUUCCAGGCUCCUGGCUUUGGCUUGGCCCAACCCUGGCUGUUGGAGCCAUUGGCGAGUGAGCCAAUGCGUGGAAGAUCCUCUGCCUUUCAAAUUAAUCAAGCAUUUUUUAAAAAGAGGGAGGGGCCCACGCUGUGGUAUAGCAACUAAAAGUCUCCAACCGCGAUGCUGGCAUCCCACGUGGACACUGGCUUGAGUCCCAGCUGCUCUGCUUCACCCAGCUUCCUGCUACUGUGCCUGUGAAAGCAGCAGUUGGGGCCCAAGUGCUUGGACCCCAGCCGCCCACCUGGGAGACCAUAUGAAACUUCUGGGUCCUGGCUUCAGAUCAGCCCACCUCCAACCUUUGCAACCAUUUGAGGAUGAACCAGCAGAUGGGAGAGCUCUUCUGUCUCUCCCUCUCUCCGUAAUUCUUUCAAAUACAUAAAUAAAUCUUUAAAGAUUUUUAAAAAGGUGUUGACAUACUGUAACUUAUAAGCCUUAAUGCUUUGCCAAUUGUUUAUAUCAAUUAGAAAUUCUCUUCCUGCUCCAGGAUCCAGCCUGAGGUCAUACAUACAUAGUUGUCACAACCUUCCCUCCACACUAGUUCCUGUCUUAACCUGUCAUGAUAUUUGACAUUUUUGAAGAGUGCAUGUCAAUUUCUUUGUAGAAAGUCCUUCACCUUGAAUUUUUCCAGUGUUUCUUGGUGGUUUGGGCAGGAAUUGUGGAAAAGAUGUGUUCUCAAUGUGUUGUAACAGGAGGUCCAUAACUGUCGCUUUUGUUGUUAAUCUGUUGCUCAGCUGAGAUGGUUACUGCUAUACCUCUCCACUAUAAAACUAUUCCCCCUUCUUAUUAAGUAUUUUCUUAAAAGAUACUCAAGUUAUGUAGACGAUCCUGUUUUGUAUCAUUUUUAUUCCCAUUUAGAUCCACAGAUAAUUCUUCUAAUACAGGAGUUUUACUUUCUCUAUUUACUUAAUGCUUGGUAAUAUUCACCGCAUGCAUCAUUUUUUCAUGAACUUUUCGAACACCUCUCAAAUGUAUGAAUUUCAAAACUUUUUUUCAUGAAAAUAAACCUAUCUUCUUUUUUAAAAAAAUUGAGUUAGGAAAAGAGAGCCAGCGCUGUGGUGUAGCAGGUAGAGCCGCUGCCUGCAGUGCUGGUAUCCCAUGUGGGCGCCAGUUCGAGUCCCAGCUGCUCCACUUCCGAUCCAGCUCUCUGCUAUGGCCUGGGAAAACAGCAGAAGAUGGCCCAAGACCUUGGGCCCCUGUGCCCAUGUGGAAGACCUGAAAGAAGCUCCUGGCUCCUGGCAUUGGAUCGGCACAGCUCCAGCCGAUGCAGCCAGUUGGGGAGUGAACCA